AUGAAGGUGGGGCGGAAGAAAGGGCCGCCAAAUUUCGAUGGCNUACCAUAUCCACCGCCGCAAGUUUCAAGCCGGGCUAAGAGGCACGGCAGUUCCUCCUGUGAUACUCCAGGACAUCAAAUCAUCCAAUAUUUUGAUGGAUCAAUCUAUGAGAGCCAGGCAGUUCACCGUGGAAUUUCAUACUCAGCAUGGAAUAUAUGCAGGAAGCUGAUUUUGGGCUUUCAAGGGAAGAGAUCGAUGAAUACUGAAGGAAAAGUGGGAUGGGAAGAAAUUGUAGACCCUCUUCUUGAUGGGAAAUUCGAUGUCCAAGAACUCAAUGAGGUGGCUGCUCUUGCAUUCAAAUGUGUCAAUCGUAUCCCAAGAAGAAGGUCAUCGAUGAGGGACACUGUGCAGGUCAUUGUGCAAAGAGGGAUUUGCAAUUUCCUUGAAGAAGAGGGCCUGGGGGUGGCAUGGGGAUUCAUUGAGCUAAUUUGGAGUUUAUCUGCUGCAGCAGAAACACCUCUUUGGAGCAGCUUACUGACAAGUGGAUCACUGGGAAGAUUGCUUGCACCUCGUCGAUAUAACUUCAAGGAUGACAUGGAGAUAUUUUCUCCACUAUUGGAAGUUCAACCAAAUACUUAUACAUUUGAUCAGUUGUGGGAUGCUAAGGGUUCAAAGAAAGAUUUUGAUUACAAUUCAUCUACUUCGUUCCCUUCUGCGAGUUUUUCUCUUUCAGAGGAAGGAGGUGGUCGUGAUAGCCAUCCAAUUUUUGACUGGAAAUCUCCUUCAACAUCUAAGCAGAUUGGAAGUACUACCAAGAAGCCUGAACGUUCCUGCUGUUCUAGGCUUAAGACCGUGCUGAAAAUAGAAGCUGAGUAUCUCUGUGAAGCUUUUAAGAAUAGCGCACAGUUGGGAAUCACGCUUAAUGUCACCAAGGCCUUGAUUCUGCCUGUCGCCUGCCAUGUCUCUUCCCUUUCUGUUAGCAACUGUGGCCUGAGGCCGCUGAGCAUGAUAGCUAGAAAAGCAUGGGCACUAAAAUAA
Messenger RNA from Fraxinus pennsylvanica, 1020 nucleotides. The record is from the annotation of a GenBank genome assembly. NCBI's taxonomy places the organism in Eukaryota, Viridiplantae, Streptophyta, Magnoliopsida, Lamiales, Oleaceae.